Messenger RNA from Macrosiphum euphorbiae (potato aphid), 288 nucleotides. The record is from the annotation of a GenBank genome assembly. Lineage: Eukaryota; Metazoa; Arthropoda; Insecta; Hemiptera; Aphididae.
AUGGACUUAUUAAACGAUGUUGAAGCCAUAGCUGUAGCAUAUGUAUUACAAAAACGUAAUAAAGUUGCAAAAAAGGAAAAAUCCAAAAGGAGAUAUUGGGUACAUCCGAUUAAUAUGAAAAUUAUUAAAGAAGGUCAGUUUCAAGUGAACUUCAUGACACUGAGAGCUCACCCUGAAGAAUUUUUUAAAUAUUUCAGGAUGUCUAUAACAUCGUUUGAUGAGCUAAUUUCACUGGUUUGGCGCAUUCCAAUUUGUACAGAAGAACGACUGACAAUCACUUUGCGGUAA